Ostertagia ostertagi is the source of this 543-nucleotide messenger RNA. Lineage: Eukaryota; Metazoa; Nematoda; Chromadorea; Rhabditida; Trichostrongylidae. The record is from the annotation of a GenBank genome assembly.
AUGCAAGUGUUUCGUCAGAUCCUCCAGUCACCGUGUUGGUGGAAAUCUAAAGUUACCUUGCUUUGGUUGAUGAAAGUGCUAGUAUUCUCCAAUCAGUACGUAUUUGCUACUGUGCAAGAAGACAUAGGACAACUUCUGAUGUGCUGCCUUAGCGAAUGCCAAUUAGAAGUCCGUCAAACCGCUGCGAAUACCCUGUCUGGCUUGAUACAAAGCUCUUUUUUCGCAGUAACCCCGGAAUUGUUGGCCGCAUUCAGCGAUCGUGCGAACUCGAAGGAUCCCAUUAUCCGUCACGGUGGCGUUCUUGGGCUGUCAGCUAUUGUACUCGCUGCUCCGUACACGGUGCCAUCGUAUCUUCCUGAUGUCCUGAUGCGAUUGUGUCGAUUUGCGUCAGAGAAACAGCCCAUUAAAGAUACUGUUAAGCGAACGCUGUCAGAAUUCAAGCGAACACAUCAGGAUUCAUGGCGUGAGCAUGAGGCUCAGUUCAAUGAGGAUCAACUAUGCGCGCUGAGAGAUCUUUUUGUUUCACCAAACUACUACGUGUAA